GCAUAUAAAAUUUCUUUCUGUUUGUUUAUAUAUUGUGACUUCCUGUCUCUCUUGCAAAUUCACAUGUUGUAGUUUAAUAAAAUCUAGGUCACAGUUCAAGUUUCAACAGCAAUGAAGAAAGUAGUGUUGAAAUUAAAUUUACAAGAUGACAAAGAGAAACAAAAAGCCAUGAAAGCAGUGUCUGGGCUAUCAGGAGUGGAUUCAAUCGCGAUAGACAUGAAGGAUAAGAAGUUAACAGUGAUAGGGGAAGUUGACCCAGUGGUGGUGGUGAGCAAGUUAAGGAAACAAUGGUACACUCAGAUUUUAACAGUGGGACCAGCCAAAGAAGAGAAGAAAGAUGGUGGAGGCAAGAAAGAUGAAGGCGCCAAGAAGGAUGAUAACAAAAAGAAAGAAAGCGAACAACUUGCUGAGCUUCUCAAGGCUUACAAGGCAUACAAUCCUUACAUGACUCCAUAUCACCGUGUUGUCCUUGCAGAAGACCAUCCCAAUUCUUGUGUUAUCUGCUAAUCUUUCAGACUCCACUCCUAUAUUCAUAGUUUUAUAAAUACAAUGUCGGUCUGUAAAGGGAAUGCUGUAAAACACUCUGUAUUUUGCUCUGCUUGUUCUACCAGUUGAGGAUUUCUGUAA
Molecule: messenger RNA, 627 nt
Organism: Gossypium arboreum
Lineage: Eukaryota; Viridiplantae; Streptophyta; Magnoliopsida; Malvales; Malvaceae
Product: heavy metal-associated isoprenylated plant protein 39-like
Exons: 2
Coding region: 112-507 (131 amino acids)
Molecular function (GO): metal ion binding
Source: RefSeq, a predicted model, not a curated record